UAUAUAUAAAUAAAAACUAAAAACUCAAAGUAAUACGGGUUUACUAUUCACGGCUCGCACUUAAUCAAUUUUGCAAUAUAAAUUCGAUAAUAUAUUUUACUAGUCGACUUUUUUUUUAAGCAUAAAAUACUUAAACAGAAGAUAUUUUAUUUAAGUAUAAAAAGUUCUGUGUAUAUUAUAUGUUAUUUGCUGAGAGUCAACUAAUUCUGAUUAAUUUAUGUAAUAGAUGUGAUAUAUAUGUGUUAACAUAAACAGAAUUAUUAAUUUUUAUUGUUUGACAUAUGCAAAGAAAGAUUAGAUUAAGAAUGAAUUAUAUAAUUAGAAAUUUUGUUAUAGAUGAUUCUGUUCCAAUUGAAUUAAUCAUUUAUUAAGUUGAUCAUAAUUUGAUCAAUUUUUUCUUUUUCUCGAAAAGUACAUAGACGAGAUACUAUUAAGGACCAUGGGUAUUUUUAUGAUCAAAUGGGGCUAGUGAUAAUUGAAUGAUAUUGAUAUUAUCGGCCGUUUUGCUGCAUUGAAGAUAAUUACACUAAUUAUUUAAUUUAUAUACAAUUAAUUUUAUUCAUCCAGUCAUUGUUUUGUUAACGAAAAUGCAUCGACAGAAUCAUUAAAGACCAAUUAGUUUUAUAUUGGAAAAACACUCGCUACACGCUAUUGUAGGUAAGUAAAUCUUUGCAUUGUCGAGAUGAUAAAAUAGUAAUCUUACAAUAAAAUGUAUAUUUUGUUGUUCUUAAAGCAGUUACAUAAGAGAUCUAUACAUUCUCGACAGUAAAAACAAUAACUGGAUGAACUAAAAUAAGGCUCAGCAAGUUUUUCUUUCAAUUACACUAAAUCUCAUAAGACUGCCGGUUUUUAAUGAUAUCUCGUCGCGUUGAUAUAGAUUUAUAGAUAAUCCAUUACAAAGUGAUUCUCGAUUUAAGUGUUCGAAAUAUUAAUUUUUCCCGCCAAUGUGACAACACUGCGCGCAAGCGGACGAAUUCAUUGGACUCUGGUAAACUUCAUCAUAUGCUUUCCAUUGUCGCGCGACAGCUCGCAGCUGUCAAGUUACGUGGAUCAUCGAUGAUUGUAUGAUCCCAUCGAAACACACUUCUCGUCUAGCAUCUUCCGCUCCAAGUAACUCCGAGACCGAGAUCAUCGUCUUGUUGCGUGUUCGUCCUCAUCAUCCUAUAUAACGUAACCUAUUUCAUGCGACGUUUGCAAAAUUGUCAGUCUCGGUAAUAUUGUCAUCAAUUUCGCGAAUAAAUCCCGCCAAGAAAUUGUCGUGAUAGCUGUUUUCACUUGAAGUUUGCAAUGUGCAAACAUUUCGCGAUUUGACGGUACUGAGACGGCGACGAGAAAAUCAACUUGUGACAAUUGUACAUUGUCAAAUUUGUAAAUAUUGCGAAUUAAGUGCGAGCCGUGAAGAUUUUUAAUAAGCUGGGCGAGAAAUAUAUAGCGACGAGUAUAGGAAACUGGGAGAUAAGAUCUGUUCGGAGAUAACAGUGGGCUAUAUGGUAAGGAUGAAUAGAAAAACUAACAGUGCGACAGCCAGAUUGAAACAGGAUUAUUUGCGACUCAAAAAGGAUCCAGUACCAUACGUCCUUGCGGAACCAGUGCCUUCGAAUAUAUUAGAAUGGCACUAUGUAGUCAUAGGACCAGAAAAGACUCCAUACGAGGGUGGUUUUUAUCAUGGAAAGCUCAUAUUUCCAGGAGAAUUUCCGUUUCAACCACCUAGUAUUUAUAUGACCACUCCAAAUGGUCGAUUUAAAGUCAACACAAGAUUAUGUCUUUCCAUUUCCGAUUUUCAUCCCGAUACAUGGAAUCCAGCAUGGAGUGUAUCUACCAUUCUUACAGGCUUGCUUAGUUUUAUGAUUGAGAAAAGUCCCACACUUGGUAGCAUUAAUACAACAGAUUAUGAGAAGAGACAGCUAGCUGCGCAGAGUUUAGAAUACAAUCUGAGGGAUAAGAUGUUUUGUGAGCUCUUUCCAGAAACUGUUGAGGCGAUCAAAACUGAACUAGAACGUCGAAAAGAGCUUGAAAAACAAGCAAGGCAUCAGUCCACUGCAUCCGAGGUCUCUUCCUUGAUACGAGAUCAAUUACAGAGAGAACAGAGCCCAUUACAUAGCGCACUGGCCAAUCUCGUCGUUAUUAUCGGCUUUGCAGCAUUCGCGUACACAGUGAAAUAUGUACUGAGGAGCAUAGCUAUGGAAUAAGUCGGAAUCUGAAUUUCAAAUCGUAACGAGCACGAAAUGGGAGAGUCAUAGCGAUCAUACGUGUACAUUUUGGAAUGCGAUGAAGAACACAAAAAGAAGAUAUUAGGCUCCAAUAUUUGCCUAUUAAUCUAUCGUUCAAAUCUGUGCAAUAUACGGUUUUGCACAGGAGAACUUUUUCCAGCGUGAAAUUUUUGAAUAGUUUGAUAGAUUUUUAUAUCAAAGUUGAUUGUAACAUACAAGCUGUAUUGUAACCGCGAAUUCUAUUCAAGCUAUUCAUCAAUGAGGAAGAGUCAUCGCAACCUCUCUUAAUUCAAUUGAAAGAGAUGUGUAACAGAUGAAACAAUUUAAUCAUAGUGGCUUCCCGCCUCUUUUAUAUCAGAUUUGCACUCUUCUAAUAAUGUAGAGGAACUAAGUUUCUUUGCUUAUGGUGCUGCAACAUUCUUCCUUUCAUGAAAUUUUUUUACACUUUUAAGAUUAAUUAGAGUCAAAAUAUAUCCAGAGAGAGAAAUACACAUUUUACACAAUAUAUCUACCACCUAGUCUUGUUACAGAGAAUCUCUUGGAUAGAAAUGCACAAAUUUAUUGCACUCUACAAUGUGCCAAUGAGAGUAAGUCUAAAAAUGUAAUUAAAGAUCAGAUUAUGCUUGAUAAUCUAACUUAUUCCAUUCAUUGAACAAGUUUAUUUUGUAAAUAGAUAUUGUAAGAACAAAGAAGCACGUCAUAUAUAAUAGAAAUAGUCACUAUAUUAACAUAACAAAUUAAUCUGCCGAAUGUAACUGUAUUCAUUGAAUCAUUACCUCGAGACUUUCUUUAAAAAAAAAAAAAAAAUGGUUUAAUUAGCUUUUUCGCUAUGAAUGGCGUAUGUAUAUAUACAUAUAUGCCUUUUUAUUAUAUUUAUUUUUGCAUAUAAGAUGUCAAUUAUUAAUAAUUGAAUAUUUGAUUGUGAAACGAUUUGAUAUCCGAUAAUAUCUCAAUCUAUCUAAUGGUAAUGUGGCAAGUUUUUAUAAGAUAUGAGCAAAACUUUUCACAACUUUUUAUUUUAAAGUAUUUGAUACAUUUGAUGCAUCAAUUUUAUAAAACCAAAAUAAAUACUAAUGUUGUGUUGCUAACAUCUUUUGUAUCGCAAGGUGAUAGAGAGUUUCAUAAGUCAGUAGCAUAUAAUAGUAAUAGUUUCAUACCGAACAUACAUAGCGAACGCUUUUAGUCUCAAGCGCGCUGUAUCGUGAAAGGGUUAAUAUAUUUCUCAUUUAUUCUUUAAAAGACUCGUGGGAUUAUUUUUCUAUUUUUUUUUUUUUUUAUACAUGAAUUUCUUCCAUUUAAAUAUUUCCAAUAUUUCUUCCUUCAUUGGCACAAAGAAAAUAUUUACAAGGUGUGCAGGUAAAUUCACUCUCUUCCAUAAUUAUUAUUUAUAUUAUAUUGAAAAAGAAGGAAUAAAAUUUUUUCUAACUUUUGGAUAAAUGUUAAAGUAUGAUUUAACUAUAUUGAAAGUAAAACUAUAAUUAAUUUUUGUAUAUUUAUCAGUGUGUGUAUGAUUGAUUUCUACGAGCCACAAUCUUGAAUUUUAUUAUACUUAAUCCCUCAACAGUGAUAAAAUACAAUAUAUGCUUAUACAUAUUUUAUCAUCAUAUGUAUAAACAUGGAGUAGAUAUUGUAAUUAUAAUAUAGUUGAUAUGACAAAAUAAUGUAAAUAUAACAUUAUUAUUGCUAAGCACAUGAACAUGUGGAAUAUAGUUUACUUAUCUGAGAA
Cataglyphis hispanica is the source of this 3936-nucleotide messenger RNA. RefSeq names its product ubiquitin-conjugating enzyme E2 J2-like. The record is from RefSeq and is a predicted model, not a curated record. The transcript is spliced from 4 exons. Bases 1488 to 2189 code for a protein of 233 amino acids. NCBI's taxonomy places the organism in Eukaryota, Metazoa, Arthropoda, Insecta, Hymenoptera, Formicidae.